Parnassius apollo (apollo) is the source of this 2517-nucleotide messenger RNA. Lineage: Eukaryota; Metazoa; Arthropoda; Insecta; Lepidoptera; Papilionidae. The record is from the annotation of a GenBank genome assembly.
AUGUAUUGGGAGCAACUGGAGCUCAGGUGCAGAUCUCUAUACCGUCCACCCACUGGCCAAGGUGUGGCCACAGCUGGGAGACCUGCACCAGUAAAUAAUUGCAGCUGCUGUGCUCAAUGUCACACCGCGCAGCCGGCUUGGGAUUUCAGCUUGCAACAUCGAUUUUGGGCGCCAGGUCGCAUAGGGAAUCUAUACUCACCAAAUCCUGGAACUGCACGAAAAACUUCUCCGUGGAGCUGGUUUCCUUGGCCACGGAGCAACAGUCAAAACUCCCGAUGUCGCAUGGGUGGCGUUCCACAAUCAGGCGACAGUGCUUACGGAUUCUGUGAAAGCGAUCCAACACCUCAAAAUGCAACACAACCAUACGAUGAGCGCUCCUACCCAACAAAUUUCAAUCAACCAUUUCAACGCGGACAAAAUUCGGGCAACUUCUCACAAAGCCCAUCAAAUUUCGCACAAAGCUCGGGAAAUUUCACUCAAAAUCCCAAUUUUGUACAAAACCCGGCAAAUUUUGUUCAAAGCCAGGUUAAUUUUGGACAAACUGGUGGGUUUACGCAGGGGUAUCAAGAGGGUUUCGGCGAGGCUAGUGGAAGUUUUGAUGCUCAGACUGGAGUUUGGGGACCUCCGCCUCCAUACAGUCCUCAAGGAAGAAGUGGUAGCAGGCAUCAUCUUCAUCACCAAGAUCCUGCAGCUGCGACACUUCUUCAUCAUCAUCAUAUAGAUGUUCAUCGGAAUUCUAUGCCCAUACAUGAACAUGCAAAUAUACCACUACAGUCACAUACAUGCGCCCGUAGUUCCUAUCUGAUGCAUGCGAACGUCCAAAUGAACCCCGAUGUGACUCGAAUGAAUCCAGAGAUAAGUCGAUUAAAUCCAGAGAUAAGUCGAUUAAAUCCAGAGAUAAGUCGAUUAAAUCCAGAGAUAAGUCGAUUAAAUCCAGAAUUAAGUCGGUUGAAUCCAGACAUGAACCGUUUGAAUCCAGAAAUGAAUCGUUUGAAUCCCGAAAUGAGCCGUUUGAAUCCAGAAUUGAGUCAUUUGAAUCAGAUGUACCCGACAGAUGCAAAUGAGAUUGCUCGUUUACAGGCUGAAAUGGCUCAUUUAGGUCCCGAACGAUUUAGCACACUACGUGGUCAUUUGGUUCCGUACAGAGGAUGUCCAAGGUCUUUGGGGAUGAGUGCUGGAAACUUGCACAGAGAUUGUCGAGUAGAUGACAACGUUGCCAUAGAAUGUUUACACCAGAAGAGUGCUAGCAAAGUGUCCGAUCAAAGCAGUGAUUCGUGUCAAAAACAAGGCAAAGAAAAUUUGGGUUUUCAAAACGACAAACAUUCUCCAAUAAGGGCAUCAAUGCAAGACUGUCGAGUGGCCAAUCAAAACGCGGAAUCCGAAGUAUAUUUCGCAGAUGUGUCGAGUUGCUGUAAUGUUUCUGUCAAGGCCGAUUGCUGUAUAAAUCCAAACGUUUCUGCUCUUGUUGGAACCAUAGAGAAUCAUCCUGAAUCUACAUCAGAAUCUGACACCGGAUCAUUUACACUCACUCGACAACAGCGACCCCAACCGCAAGUUGGGUCAAAGCGGCGGCCGAGACAGAAUGAAAAACACAUAAAGAAUCAGGAAAAAAUAAGACAAGAUCUUAAUAGUUCAAUUAGACUUACUGAACAACAAAUUGAACAUUUGAACAGCUCUAUGAGAAUGAGUGAGAGAAUGUGCGAUAGAAUGAAUGAUUCUAGAAUCAGUGACAGAAUGAACGAUUCGCGCAUCAGUGAAAGAAUAAACGAUUCGCGCAUUAGCGACAGAAUAAACGAUUCGCGUGUUAGCGAUCGAAUAAAUGAUUCGCGUAUUAGCGACAGAAUGAACGAAGUUCGCAUGAGUGAGCGAAUUAAUGAUUCUAGAGAUCGGCUGAAUGACUCCAGAAUAGAUAGAGAUCGCCUUAAUGAUUCUAGAAUUGAUAGAGUGAAUGAAUCACGUGACCGCAUGAAUGACUCUAGGGUAGAUCGUAUAGAUUCAAGAGAUCGCUUAAACGAUUCUAGAGUCGAUAGAGUAGACUCCAGGGAUCGCUUGAACGAUUCAAGAAUUGAUAGAAUGAGCGAAGGUAGAAUAGAGGAUCGAAAAGUGUCAGAUUUAAAUGCCAGUAUACGUAUAGAGGGUAGCCCUAAAAUGCGUACUCAUAUUAGUCCUUUACGUAUGCCUAGAACUAGUCCCAAAAACUUGCCUAAAGAGCAUCUAAGACAGUCUAGUUCAGACUCAAGUAAGCCUGAAUUCUUUGUUCCUCCACCGCCAGCUCAUUCACCAUUAUCACCCAAUACAGAAGAAUCACUUUUAUCUGAUGAUGAUGAUAGAAAAAAAGAUAUAGUAUACUCAAAUGAACCAGAGACAUCUAAAUGCUUGGGUCCGGAUUCUCAAUACGAACCAGUUAGGGAUGCAAAAGAAGAAAUUCUAAAGAGCAAUCAUCACCGUUGCUAUAGUGACACUAACACAAUGGAUUCUGGGUGGCAGAGUGGAUCGGAGAAACAGGUCACUGAUUAA